Rhododendron vialii is the source of this 981-nucleotide messenger RNA. RefSeq lists its product as uncharacterized. NCBI's taxonomy places the organism in Eukaryota, Viridiplantae, Streptophyta, Magnoliopsida, Ericales, Ericaceae. The coding region runs from base 249 to 650 and encodes 133 amino acids. The record is from RefSeq and is a predicted model, not a curated record. The transcript has 3 exons.
CUACCAAAAACCAGGCGUCACAACUGGGAGCAUGACCAGGAUCACCACCUUUGAGCCGAACAAAUUGGGUGCUCUGCUCACUCUUUGGCUAACCAUAUCUCUCUCUAAUUUCGUCAAUUCGAUCGUGAUCUCCAUCUACGUUUAUAUAGGCCUAGUACUGACAAACUCAUAUCCCCUCCACAUCUCUCUCUCCCUCCCUCUCUCUCCACUAUAUAUUUAACCGAUCAAACAGCAACGGAGUAAGUAUUAUGCUUAACACGGUGAGGUCGAUCCGAACUCAGUCACCCACUCUGUUUUCGUCACCCCAGUUCCCUUGUCAAAUCCGUCGCAACACUUCUGGGCUGAGUUUCAAGCAGCCUCCUGCUUCAGCCACUGGUGCUAAUAAUCACAAGGACAUGGAUCAACAGCAGACCAAUAAACGAAACACCAAAACGGGGGACGUGCCGUCUCAUUCGUUUGGGGAAGGGUAUGCCACUAGGUGCGAUGAAGAAGGAUUUGGUGGGAUUUAUGGUGGCAACGACCCUCUUUCCUCACAAGAAAAAACACCCUCCAAAAUUAUCCAUGAGAGUCACCCUGAGUACGACAAGACCCAAGGAAGUGAAGUUGCGGAGAAGGAAAAGGCACGACAUCAGAAAACAGCGGAGUCCUAAAUCUUUAUGAAUUAAUGUUGGAGGGGUCUGCAGUUUAGGCUGCUCCUAUUUCGCUCGGUAGGGGAAUCGCUUUUGCUCUUUUUUUUCCUCUGGCUACUAAGAUGAUGACUCUAUGACGAUCCGGUCUUGGUGGUCAAGAAGGGCAAACGCAGUCAAUAUAGACAAUAAUAUUUGGUGUACCCAUCUUGUUUGCUCUAUAUAUAUAGAAGCAAUGGAUGUUUGUUUUUAUGUUUUGAUCAUGUAUAAACGAUGUUUGUUUCGUAGCGCACGUAGGAAAUGGGUCGGCGUGUUCAUCUUGUUUUGCUGAAUAAAAACUGUGUGGUUUGUUGUU